UGCCUUGCCGCGUCCCUACUCGCGGCGCAAAGCCAGCUAGGCCCUUCCUACCGUUUCCUCGGAGGCUUUCCUGUCCCCGCUUGGAGGGACGCCCCACUAGGCCCCGCCCCGCUCAGUGCGACGCAGCGCUGGGCUCCGCCCCUCCCGACGUGGUCCGGCCUGGCCCGUGCACCUUGGAGUCUGGGUCCUGCCGGGCCCGCCACACCCAGCGCCCGGAGGGUCCUCCUCACAGGCCUCGGCCCGCCCCCCGUCUCCAGCGUCGCUGCCGAGCCUCGGCGAGGCGCCGGCUGUCCCGCCCGCCUCCGAAGACGAGGAGCGCCGCUGGGGCCGCACGUUUGUAAAAGAUGAAAGUGACCUUAUCAGGUUUGGAUACUUGUGAGAGUUCCUUCACGCCUUUGGUAGUCCUAGAACUUGCCCAGGAUGUCAAAGAAGAAACCAAAGAAUGGCUGAAAAACAGAAUUAUCUCUAAAAAGGAAGAUGGAGGUGCCCAGCUGCUGUUUAGACCGUUGUUAAAUAAAUAUGAGAAAGAAACGCUAGAAAAUCAGAACCUAUAUCUUGUUGGUGCCUCUAAGAUUACAUUGUUACUGGGUGCGGAAGCAAUAGGUCUGGUCAAAGAGUGUAACGAUAACACUAUGAGAGCCUUCACAUACGGAACCCGCCAUAACUUCAAAGAUUUUGAUGAUGACAAUGACGACUUCCUUACAAUGGCAGAAUGUCAAUUCAUUAUCAAACAUGAACUUGAAAAUCUUAGAGCCAGAGAGGAAAAGAUGAUCCCUGGUUACCCCCAGGCGAAGUUGUAUCCAGGAAAAUCACUAUUGAGAAGGUUGCUCACCUCCGGCAUCGUGAUUCAGGUGUUUCCACUGCACGACAAUGAAGCCUUGAAGAAGCUUGAGGACACCUGGUACACGCGGUUUACCUUUAAGUAUCAGCCCAUAGACCAUAUUCGUGGCUACUUCGGGGAAACCAUCGCUCUUUACUUUGGCUUUUUGGAAUAUUUCACUGUUGCCUUAAUCCCCAUGGCGGUCAUUGGGUUACCUUACUACCUGUUUGUGUGGGAAGACUAUGACAAGUACGUGGUCUUCGCCUCCUUCAACCUCAUCUGGUCCACCGUGAUCCUGGAAGUGUGGAAGCGUGGCUGUGCCACCAUGACCUACAGGUGGGGGACGCUCGUCAUGAAGAGACAGUUUGAGGAGCCCCGGCCGGGCUUCCACGGGGUCCUGGGCAUCAAUCCCUUCACCGGCAGGAAGGAGCCUCUCUACUCCAGCUACAAGAGGCAGCUGCGCAUUUACCUGGUCUCUCUGCCAUUCGUGUGCCUCUGCCUCUAUUUCUCUCUGUAUGUCAUGAUGAUUUACUUCGACAUGGAGGCCUGGGCCUUGAGUCUGCACGAGAAUAGUGGAUCUGAGUGGACCAGCGUCCUGUUGUAUGUGCCCAGCAUCAUCUACGCCGUCGUGAUUGAGAUCAUGAACCGCCUCUAUCGCUAUGCUGCUGAGUUUCUGACUUCAUGGGAGAAUCACAGAUUGGAAUCUGCCUACCAGAAUCAUCUAAUUCUGAAAGUUUUAGUGUUCAACUUUCUGAAUUGCUUUGCCUCGCUCUUCUACAUUGCCUUUGUCUUGAGGGACAUGAAGCUGCUGCGUCAGAGUUUGGCCACCCUCCUGAUUACGUCCCAGAUCCUUAACCAAAUCAUGGAGUCUCUUCUUCCGUACUGGCUUCAAAGGAAGCACCAUGUGCAGGUGAAGAGGAAGGUGCAGGCUCUAAAAGCCGACAUCGAUGCUACUUUGUAUGAACAAGUUGUCCUGGAAAAAGAAAUGGGAACCUAUUUGGGUACCUUUGAUGAUUACUUGGAGUUAUUUCUUCAGUUUGGUUACGUGAGCCUUUUCUCCUGCGUUUACCCAUUAGCAGCUGCCUUCGCUGUGUUAAAUAACUUCACUGAAGUUAACUCGGAUGCCUUAAAGAUGUGCAGGGUCUUGAAACGCCCAUUCUCAGAACCUUCAGCCAGUAUUGGUGUGUGGCAGUUGGCUUUUGAGACCAUGAGUGUUAUAUCUGUGGUCACUAACUGUGCCCUAAUUGGGAUGUCACCACAAGUGAAUGCCCUCUUCCCAGAGUCAAAAUUGGACCUCGUGUUGAUUGUGGUGGCAGUGGAGCACGCACUCCUGGCUUUAAAGUUUAUGCUGGCGUUCGCCAUACCUGACAAACCGCGGCACAUCCAGAUGAAACUGGCCCGAUUGGAAUUUGAAUCUCUGGAGGCCCUCAAGCAGCAGCAAAUGAAGCUCAUGGCCGAAAACCUGAAGGCGGAAUCCGGAAGGCCGUAAGGACAAGGAGGCCUGAGCGCCCACCCAGGCUGCCCCUGAGCGAGGGCAGAGGCCAGACCCAAUCCGUGGCCACAGGAAGCAGUGCCAGGCAGCAGGCACGCCCUCCCCCUGGGGUCCCGGUGGCCAGGCCUGCUCCCGCCGCCCCCCCCACCCAGGCUGCCGCAGCUGCCUGCCCCUGCCCCGGGGCCUCACCCCUCACAGCCACUGUCACACCUGCGGCCCUGGCAGCAGGUCAGGUGUGUGCCUACCACGCCACCAUGGAGCCACUCGGAAGGGGCCACCUGCUGAGCCCCAAUCGAGAGGGAGCGUGUGCCGCGAGGCAGUGUCUCCAGCACCUGGACGGCUCUAAAUACCUCUUUUCUUCCCCGGUUCUAUUUUGCAGUUAUGUUAACAGACCCUUUCUCACCAAAAACCAUAGUAACGGAGCUAUUAAAGGCAACCCGUACCUUUCUUGA
This is a messenger RNA of Hyaena hyaena (striped hyena), 2764 nucleotides long. RefSeq names its product anoctamin 10 (gene ANO10). Gene Ontology annotation, molecular function: chloride channel activity. Bases 345 to 2309 code for a protein of 654 amino acids. Lineage: Eukaryota; Metazoa; Chordata; Mammalia; Carnivora; Hyaenidae. The record is from RefSeq and is a predicted model, not a curated record. Gene Ontology annotation, biological process: chloride transmembrane transport. The transcript is spliced from 13 exons. Gene Ontology annotation, cellular component: plasma membrane.